AUGGAUUUAGCGCACGAAAAUUUCACGAACUUUGUAAUGAUAAAGGUGCAACUAUCGUAGUUAUGAAGGUCGCUAACACCGGUGAAUUAAUUGGUGGUUACAAUCCAGAGAAUUGGAAAGGUGGAUUUCUUGGUAAUUGGACUAAGUCGUUGGAUAGUUUUACUUUUUCUUUGGGCGUUGAAAGCGAAAACCUAAAAAAUUCAAAACUAAGUAGAGUUAAACAAAGUCAUUCUAGAAUGGCCAUAUUUAGUGCCGAUGUUCGUGGUCCAUGUUUUGGUAAUAGAGAUUUGUGGAUGCCAAAUUACAAUAACUUAUCGAAAAAAUGUUCAAGUAGAAACUCGUAUUAUGAAAAAAAUAUAAUUGAUUCUCAAGAAUUUGGUAGAGAAGAUUACGAAGUCUUUCAG
Messenger RNA from Racocetra fulgida, 404 nucleotides. The record is from the annotation of a GenBank genome assembly. Lineage: Eukaryota; Fungi; Glomeromycota; Glomeromycetes; Diversisporales; Gigasporaceae.